Octopus bimaculoides (California two-spot octopus) is the source of this 2651-nucleotide messenger RNA. RefSeq lists its product as uncharacterized. Gene Ontology annotation, biological process: regulation of transcription by RNA polymerase II. The record is from RefSeq and is a predicted model, not a curated record. NCBI's taxonomy places the organism in Eukaryota, Metazoa, Mollusca, Cephalopoda, Octopoda, Octopodidae. Gene Ontology annotation, molecular function: RNA polymerase II cis-regulatory region sequence-specific DNA binding; DNA-binding transcription factor activity, RNA polymerase II-specific.
ACUAUAAAAACAUCAGAUUGAAAACGGGUGAUAUCGUGAGGUCCCUUACAUCAUUAACAGUAGUUUUGGUAAAACUAGAUUACCUCCCCUUCUUAUCGUUACGUUGAUGAAUCGAGACCUGUAUUUAAAGAGAGAAAGCGAAACACCAGGAGAAAAUCACAUGAAAUUGGCUAAAAAGUAUUUUUUACUUUUAAAGAAUCAUCAAUGUGUUUCAUGUUUGAAACACUCUGGAAAGAUAUUCUACAAACGUAUAACCCUGUUUCUGUAAAACAUUGCUGAAUUACAGUAAAAUAUUUCCUCUGAGAGAAAGAAAAAAACAUUUUUUUUAUUUCACUGUCUGAAAUAAGUGUAAGAUAAUUUUUUCUUCUUUGAUGAAUUUACAAAAGUAUUUGCAACAUUUCUAAAUAUUGACAAGAACAAACUUAAAAGAAAUAUAACAAAAGUGAUAUUUGUUUGGAAUAAUCUAUAAAAACAAAAAGGAGAAAAAUAUCCAUAUAUUUUGAAAAGCUAUAGACGUAUAAACUUGAAGGAUUGAUUUAAAUUUUCUUGAAGAGAUGUCAGAAAAAUUAGGAAAAUCAUCAUAUGAGUGUGACAUCUGCAAAGAGUCGUUUUCGGAAAAAGGUAAACUCAGUGGACACAAAUGCAUUAAUGCAGAUGAGAAACAAAAUCACAAUACCUGUGAUAAAUCAUUCUGUCAAAAUUCAGAAUUAGUCAGUCAUAAACAAAUUCAUACAAGAGAGAAAAUAUAUCACUGUGAUAUCUGCAAUAAAUCAUUCUCUAAAAAUUGCUAUUUAACUGUACAUAAGCGUAUUCAUACAGGAGAGAAACCAUAUCACUGUGACAUUUGUGGUAAAUCAUUCUAUGAAAGGGGUGAGGUAACGAUUCACAAACAAGUUCAUGCAGGAGAGAAACCAUAUCAGUGUGAUAUCUGUGGUAAAUCAUUCUCUCGAAAUCAAUAUUUAACUAUACAUAAACGUAUUCAUACAGGAGAAAAACCAUAUCAGUGUGAUAUCUGUGGUAAAUCAUUUUCUGAAAGCGGUAAGGUAACGAUUCACAAACGUGUUCAUACAGGUGAGGAACCAUAUCACUGUGAUAUCUGUGGUAAAACAUUCGCUUCUAGAAGUAACUUAAGUACUCACAAACGUACGCAUACAGGUGAGGAACCAUAUCAGUGUGAUAUCUGCAGUAAAUCAUUCUCUCGAAAUCACCAUUUAACUACACACAAACUUAUACACACAGGAGAAAAACCAUAUCAUUGUGUUGUCUGCGGUAAGUCAUUCUCUCAAAACCAACAAUUAACUAUACACAAGUAUGUUCAUACGGGAGAGAAACCAUACCAUUGCGAUAUCUGUGGCAAAUCAUUUUCUAGAAACCAACAAUUAACUGUACACAAGCGUGUUCAUACAGGGGAGAAACCGUAUUGUUGUGAUAUCUGUGGUAAAUCUUUCUCUCGAGACCACCAUUUACAUAUACACAAGCGUGUUCAUUUAGGAGAAAAACCAUAUCACUGUGAUAUCUGUGGUAAAUCAUUGUCUCAUAAUAAGGAUUUAACUGUACACAAACGCAUUCAUACAGGAGAGAAACCAUAUCACUGUGAUAUCUGUGGUAAGUCAUUCUCUCAAAAUUCACCGUUAACAAGACACAGGCGUAUUCAUACAGGAGAAAAACCUUAUCACUGUGAUAUCUGUGGUAAGUCGUUUUCUCAAAAUCCACAAUUAACUGAACAUAGACGCAUCCAUACAGGAGAGAAACCGUAUCACUGUGAUAUCUGUGGUAAAUCAUUCUCUCGGGACCACCAUUUAACUAUACAUAAGCGUAUUCAUACUGGAGAGAAACCGUAUCAGUGUGAAGUGUGCAGUGAGUCAUUCUCUGAGAAAGAUAAAGUAAAUACCCACAAACGUGUUCAUACAGGAGAGAAACCAUAUCAUUGUGAUGUCUGUGGUAAAUCAUUCUCUCAAAGUUGGAAUUUAAGUAGUCACAAACGUGUUCAUACAGGAGAGAAACCACAUAUGUGUGAUAUCUGUGGUACAUCAUCCUCUCAAAGAGGGAAUUUAACUCGUCACAAACGUGUUCAUACAGGAGAGAAACCAUAUGUGUGUGAUAUCUGUGGUACAUCAUAUUCUUAUUGGAGUACCUUAUCCAAACACAAGCGUAUUCAUACAGGGGAGACACCAUAUCAUUGUGAUAUCUGUGGUAAAUCAUUCUCUGUUCAGAGUAGCUUCACUGAACACAAACAUAUUCAUACAGAGGAGAAACCAUAACAGUCUGAUAUCAGUGCUUAAUCAUUCCUUCAAAAUGGUGUAUUAAUUUAUACACAGUCAUAAUAUUAUGAAAGAUAUAACCAUAACCUUAGCUAUUUGUGCGAAAUCAAUCAAUGAAAAUGAUCAAUUAUUAAAACAGAAAUGCAUUUAUACAGAAGAGGAACCAUAUCACUAUGAUAUAAUGAUCCUCAUCAUUUAACCUUCAUUUUUCCAUGCUUCUAUGGAUCAGAUGGAUUUCAUUGAUGGAGAUUUUCUGCAGCUGGAUGCCUUUCCCGUCACCAAUCCUCACCUGUUUCUAAGCAAGGAAAUAUUUUAUGCAAACUAGAAACCAACAACUGCUCGUUUGAUGUCGAUGCAUAAUUACAACAAUCACUAGAUGCAAACAGAUCU